Cuscuta campestris is the source of this 1344-nucleotide messenger RNA. Lineage: Eukaryota; Viridiplantae; Streptophyta; Magnoliopsida; Solanales; Convolvulaceae. The record is from the annotation of a GenBank genome assembly.
GUACCCUUGAAUAUAUAUGUUCUUCUCUAAUUCUAGUUGCAGCUGCUCCUUUCCGAGAAUCAUGGGGGCUGCUCAGAGCAUCAAGAAACGCCGCGUGGCCGAAUCGCCUUCGUCUUCUUCUUCUUCGUCGUCGUCUCCGUUCCGCAACCCUCGCCGACGAACGGAACUCAUAGACUCGUACGAGUCCGUGUGCCGGUCGGACGCGGACCUGAACGACUUCGACUCCGCCCUCCGGUCGAGAACCAACAAGGUGCUUCAUUCCCUUGCGGGGGGCGGGGUCGAGGUCAGGGCGGUGUCCUUCGACUCCCUUAAGGACGUCACGGAGUGCCUGCUCGACAUGGACCAACAGGUUGUGAGGGUAAUCUUGGAAUGCAAGAAGGACAUCUGGAGGAACCAGGAGCUUUUCGAGCUCGUCGAGGAGUACUUCGACAACAGUCUGAAGACGUUGGACUUCUGCGCCGAGCUCGAAAAGUGCCUGAAGCGGGCCCGCGACAGGCAGCUCCUGGUUCAGGUCGGGAUUAGUUCCGACCGGAACGAGGAAGCCCUGGAAGAGCUGAAGAGCUUCCGGGAAGCGGGGGACCCGUUCUCCGAGGAGUUCUUCCAGAUCUUCCACUCGGUGUACAGGCACCAAGUGUUGAUGCUGGAGAAGCUCCAGUCCAGGAAGAGGAACCUGGACAAGAGGCUGAAGCGAAUACGGUCCUGGAGAAAAGUCUCUGGGAUCAUAUUCGCAGCGGCUUUCGCCUCAGUGCUGAUAUGCUCGGUGGUGGCGGCGGCCGUGGCGGCCCCGCCAGUGGCGGGGGCGCUCGCGGCGGCUGCCUCCAUUCCGCUGGGGUCGAUGGGGAAGUGGGUCGACUCGCUCCUCGGGAACUACGAGAGCGCGGUGCAGUGGCAGAAGGAGACGGUGAGCGGGAUGCAGGCGGGGACGUUUGUGAGCAUCAAGGACCUAGACACUAUAAGGGUGCUGAUUGAUAGGGUGGAAGUAGAGAUGAAGUCGGAGGCGGAGAGGGUGGAUUUCGCCAUUAAUGGAGGCGGCGGCGGCGGCGGGGUGAAGGUGGCCAUUGAAGAGAUAAAGAAGAAGGUGGAUGUGUUGGGGAAGAAGAUUGAGGAGUUGGGGAAGCAGGCCGAUGUUUGUAGCAGGGAUAUUCGCAGGGCUAGGACGGUCAUUCUGCAAAGGAUCAUCAAACACCCGGCCAAACAAUGAUUGAUUAUUCUAUAUUUAUUUGUUAGUACUCCGUAUUAAAUUUAAAAAUGGUCCAUGAAUGCAUAUGUUGCAUGAAAUUUGUUAUUGAAUUUCAUGAAGAAGAAGGAUGUGUUUAAUUACUGUAAUAAAGAUGUACGUUAAAU